Arachis stenosperma is the source of this 403-nucleotide messenger RNA. Its product is annotated as pre-mRNA-splicing factor ATP-dependent RNA helicase DEAH7-like. Lineage: Eukaryota; Viridiplantae; Streptophyta; Magnoliopsida; Fabales; Fabaceae. Bases 20 to 403 code for a protein of 127 amino acids. The transcript is spliced from 2 exons. The record is from RefSeq and is a predicted model, not a curated record.
AAAAGAUCCAACAUCUGACAUGGCUAUAAUUUCUCGUAAAGGAUCUACUCUGGUCAGAGAAAUACGUGAGAAACAGAGUUCAAAUAAGUCUCGCCAACGUUUUUGGGAGCUUGCAGGCUCAAAACUUGGCGAUAUCUUAGGUGUUGAAAAGACAGCAGAACAGAUUGAUGCAGACACUGCUACAGUGGGUGAACAGGGUGAAAUAGAUUUUAAGGAAGAAGCUAAGUUUUCACAGCAUUUGAAAAAGGAAGAGGCUGUGAGUGAUUUUGCCAAGUCAAAGAGUAUUGCAGAGCAAAGGCAAUAUCUGCCCAUUUUUUCAGUGCGAGAUGACCUAUUACAGGUUGGUUUUUUCUUUAUUGUAUGUGUAUCUCAUAAUCAGCUAAAAGAAGAAGUGGGAGAUUAA